This is a messenger RNA of Eruca vesicaria subsp. sativa (arugula), 240 nucleotides long. The record is from the annotation of a GenBank genome assembly. NCBI's taxonomy places the organism in Eukaryota, Viridiplantae, Streptophyta, Magnoliopsida, Brassicales, Brassicaceae.
AUGAAAACAGGCUUAACCAUCUUGCAGCUGUCCUUUUGCCUCAGCCUAAUCGUGGUUGUAUCCCUAUCUAUGGGGAUGCGUCCAGAAACGUGUGACCAGUACGAGUGUCCAACCUACGAAAUGCCAGAAGCCGGAAAUGGCUACGAGAUCUGUGUGUAUAAAUCUGCGGUCUGGAUGUCCACUGGGUCUAUCCCUGCCCCAUCCAUGACUGAAGCCUCCAAAACCGGUUUCCAAUGGUAA